AUGCCUCAAAAUCCUGACUCCGUAGAAAUUGAUAGCACUCUUCAGGAUGUCAAAUUUUCAGUAUCAGUAUUUUGUGAGGAUGUUGAACUGUCCAAAAAGCCUAAAACUAAAAGAGGAGUGGAAUGGCUCUCAGAUGAAACAACAAAAAAGAGUUGUUUCAGUAAAGGAAAAACGGAGGAGGAAUGUCAGAAUUAUAUUCGUGUCCUCCUCAUAAAUAGCAACAGGAUCUUCACCUGUGGCACAAAUGCAUUUACUCCAAUAUGUACCAAUCGGACGCUAACUGACUUGACAGAAAUCCAUGAUCGCAUCAGUGGCAUGGCUCGCUGUCCAUACAAUCCUCAACACAAUUCCACUGCUCUCAUUACAUCCACUGGAGAACUGUAUGCUGCCACAGCCAUGGAUUUCCCAGGGAGAGACCCUGCCAUCUAUCGGAGCCUGGGAGGGCUUCCUCCUCUGCGCACUGCUCAAUACAACUCAAAAUGGCUGAAUGAGCCAAAUUUUGUGUCAUCCUAUGACAUUGGAAACUUCACCUAUUUCUUUUUUCGGGAGAAUGCAGUGGAACAUGACUGUGGAAAAAAUAUUUUCUCCAGAGUGGCCAGAGUGUGUAAAAAUGAUAUUGGAGGGAGAUUUCUCCUGGAGGAUACCUGGACAACCUUCAUGAAAGCUCGACUAAAUUGUUCUCGUCCGGGUGAAAUUCCUUUUUAUUACAAUGAGCUGCUAAGCACUUUCUUUUUACCUGAGCAAGACAUGCUGUAUGGAAUCUUCACCACUAAUGUGAAUAGCAUAGCGGCUUCAGCUGUCUGCAUGUUUAACCUGAGUGCCAUUACUCAGGUUUUUGCUGGGCCAUUCAAGUUCCAGGAGAAUUCCCAUUCAGCAUGGCUGCCUUUUACCAAUCCUAAUCCUAACUUUCAGUGCGGUACUAUUGAUUCCGGUCCUUAUGCGAAUCUCACAGACAGGAGCCUCCAGGAUGCUCAAAAGUUUAUUCUUAUGCAUGAAGUAGUGCAGCCCAUUUUUCCUAUGCCUUUCUUCAUGGAAGACAACAGUCGGUUUUCCCACAUAGUGGUGGAUGUUGUGCAAGGAAAGGACAUGCUCUUCCAUGUUAUGUAUUUGGCCACAGACUAUGGAACUAUUAAGAAAGUUCUUGCCCCUGUGAAUCAAAGUGGGAGUGGUUGUUUGUUGGAGGAAAUAGAACUCUUUCCAAUCAAUCAAAGAGAGCGUGUGAGGAACCUUCAAAUCCUACACAGUCAGAGUGUUCUGUUUGUUGGACUACAGGAACAUGUGAUAAGACUCCCACUGAAACGCUGCAGUUUUUACAGAAGUCAGAGUUCAUGUGUGGGAGCUCGAGACCCUUACUGUGGUUGGGACUUGGUCUUAAAGAAAUGCACAACAUUAGAAGAAAGCAUGAGUAUGACCCAGUGGGAGCAAGAAAUCAAUUUGUGCCCAACAAGAAACGUGACUACGGAUGGUAAUUUUGGAGCCUGGUUGCCAUGGAAAUCCUGCAGCCAUGCUGAUGGUAAUACCAUCGGGUUAUGUACCUGUAGAACUCGUCUGUGUGAUAGUCCAUCUCCACAGUGUGGAGGCCGACAGUGUGAGGGUGCCAGUGUGGAGGUUGCAAACUGUUCUAGGAACGGUGGCUGGACCCCUUGGACACUGUGGUCUCCUUGCAGUACCAGUUGUGGAAUCGGGUUUCAGGUCCGACAGCGGUCUUGUAGUAACCCAACUCCUCGGCAUGGUGGACGUGUCUGUGUGGGACAGAACCGUGAAGAGCGGUAUUGCAAUGAACAUCUUCAGUGCCUUCCACACACAUUCUGGACGCCUUGGGGUCCAUGGGAACGCUGCACCGCACAGUGUGGGGGAGGUGUCCAGGCCCGCAGGCGAACAUGUCAGAAUGGUAAUGACUGUCCAGGCUGCAAGAUGGAAUACCAACUUUGUAAUACUAACCUGUGCCCUGAACUCAAGAAGACCACUCCUUGGACCCCUUGGACACCUGUUAAUAUCUCGGACAAUGGAGGUCAUUAUGAGCAGAGAUUUAGAUACACAUGCAAGGCACGCCUGGCUGACCCAAACUUCCUGGAUGUCGGCCGUCAAAGAAUAGAAAUGCGUUACUGUUCUAGCGAUGGAUCAACUGGCUGCUCUGCAAGUGGUGGGUUUUCUGGAAGUAUCUUACGGUAUGGGAGACCUUCUGCUUACUCAGUCAAUGGUGCUUGGUCUGCCUGGCUACCAUGGACACAGUGUAGCAGAGACUGCAGCAGGGGAAUUCGGAGUCGAAGGCGAAUGUGCAAUAAUCCAGCGCCAAGAAAUGGAGGGCUUCCCUGUUUAGGACAAUCAUUGGAAUAUCAGGAGUGUAAUAUCAUGCCUUGCCCAGUGGACGGUGCUUGGUCCUGUUGGUCUCCGUGGUCAAAAUGCUCUGUCACCUGUGGGGGUGGACAUUACAUGAGAACACGCUCCUGCAACAAUCCUCCACCUGCAUAUGGGGGAGACAUCUGUCUGGGUCUUCAUACUGAAGAAGCAUUGUGUAACACACAAGCCUGUCCAGAUAAUUGGUCAGAGUGGUCCAGGUGGUCAGAAUGUGAGGUAUCGGGUUCACAACAUCGCACUCGUCACUGUAAAAUCUUAUUUCCUGUUGGUUACCAGUGCUCUGAGAAUAGCAGUGAGAGCCGAACCUGUGUCUUUGACACCAAUUUCAUUCCUGAAGUGAAUAUUGCCAAGUCCACCUCGGGUGACAGAAGAUGUGGUGAAUUCAACACUUUCCAUAUGAUUGCAGUGGGAUUGAGCUGCUCUAUCUUAGGCUGUCUUUUAACAUUACUUGUGUAUACCUAUUGCCAGCGAUAUCAACGGCAGUCCCAUGAUGCCACUGUCAUCCAUCCAAUUUCUGCAGUUCCCCUCAACACGAGCAUCACAAACCAUGUCAAUAAACUUGAUAAAUAUGAUUCGGUGGAAGCAAUUAAGGCUUUCAACAAAAACAAUUUGAUCCUUGAGGAACGAAAUAAAUACUUUAAUCCACAUCUUCAUGCAAAAUCUUUUUCCAAUACCUAUUUCACAGACUUCAAUAUGUAUGAUGACUAUUAGAUUGGUAAAUUGCUCAACGCAGACUUGCCUACUGAUUAAAGAUCCCUCUUUUCAGUCUGGAUUGGAGAUGAGGCUGCACUAAUACCUACAAACUUUUGUCCCUGCCUUUUGCCUGUCUAAAACAUAAACACCAAUGACAACGCUUGAAAGGAUCAAACACAGAAAUGAAUUCCAGCUAAGUUGGAAUUUAGUUGCUCUGUUCUGCUGUGCUAGAACUAAGGACUGUACCUUCUAUCAAAGAAGUUUAUCUUGCAGUGACUAAAGAAACACAAACAGUGCCUGUGGACAGAAGAUCCUCAUUUGCUGAAUUUUGUGCGUUUGUGUUUUCACCAGUCCUAUUCAAUUAUAUAAUAAAGCAAUGAGAACAUUAAAAGUCAGCUCAGAUGUAUGCAGUGCAGGGCUGGGAAGCAUUCCCUAACAAAUGGAGUUUCUGAGCUGUCCCAAUGAGACUGUUGCAUUUUCUGUCGUAUGUGGUCAGGAAUGUUCAGCUGUAUUGACUGUCUGUCACUUCAUGCCAUUCCAAAGACCCUGCCAAUUGCAACUUGUAGAGCAGCAUCUGUUCUUUUACAUUAUUUUUAAGAUAGUUAGAAGGUAGACCUUAAGCGCAUCUGUGUUCUUGUCUUUUUUCCAGGUAAUCUCCAUUGUCUGUCGUGUACUUAUUGACCAGUUUAAAUUCACUGUUUGAGAACUCAGACAAUCAUGAAAUAUUUUCAGUGUGAGAUUUACAAAACAGUAAAUAACUGACUGCACAUAUGAAUAGUACAAAUGAUUAACUAGGUAUGUUUAGCUCGUUAGCGAAGUCAAUGCCCACUGUCAACAGCAUUAAUAAUGGCAAUUUUUUUAAAAAUAGUGGCUUUUGUACAGAGCCCAUUAGCUGUGAAUAUUUGCAGCUUUUGCAGAAUCUAAGCUAUUAAUUUAUCCUGUUCUUGCUUUGUGUGUUGAGUUUCUUUGUUAAUUACAGAUUUAAAUGGUUUCUCACAACUCAAGUCUUCUGCAUGUGAUAUAUUACAAUAGUUAGAAAGUUAUUUUCUGCCUGAUGUUUGAGAUUUAUAAAGCUGCUGUCAGCUAUGUACAGUUAUUUUGCCAAAUUUCUAGCUAGAGCGGGUUGCAAGAUUCAAUUCCUUUAACAAAUGAAUUACCUGAUUUUGAAAACCAUGAGAUAUCAAUUGGCAUUCAUCAUCCACUAUCUAGGAUAUUUGACCAUUUGUGAAUGUCUAGUUUCUUCUAUUAACACUGCUUCAAGUAUUCACAUUGGAGUCUCACAGAUUAGUGCAAUCUGUAAUCUGUUUAUUUUAACUGGGUUAAUAAAUGUUUUAAAUAUUUCAUAUCGAUAUUUUAUAUGAAAGUGUUAGGCAGCAUGCUGCCAGAUAUCAAACUCUAAGCUAUUUGUCAUAAUUUGAAAAGAUAAAUGUCAGCAAAGUCAGAACAGCAAUUGAAACAGGCUGUGUUUAUUUUUCCCCCUGUAACAGCAUAUAAUUUAUGGCAUUUUCCUCCCUAAAAGUCUGCAAUGCAAAAUGGGCUAAAAUAGGCAAUUUUAUUACAAGUUCAGACAGUAGCAUUUCCUGCCUAACUUCAGCACCAAUCCGCUAAUAAAAUCACAUUGUAAAAUAAAGAAAAGUCACACUCUAGAAUACUAAUCUAUCUCUAACCAAUCUUUAUCUUUUCUGUAUUUCGAUUGAGCAACAUCUGAAAUUCCAAAAUUUAUGGUUUUAUUUUUUGUCAGUCCUUGAAUACUUGAAAGUGUAACUGAUAGACGUGUAUUUGAAAAAAAAGUGAUGUGCAUUAUUUGUACCUUACUGCUGCACCAAAUGCAGUCUCAGUGAACUAUUUGGCAUGGUUUAUGCAGUGUUGUCGUUAAAUGGUUUUUAACAUUGAAGUAAAUGUUUGGAAGUAGCAUGUUCACCAUGCAGUGGGAGCUAUAUUUGAAGUGGCCUCAGAGAUUAGUCCUGUACAUUUUUUUAAAAGAAAGAAAACUGUGCAGGGAGUGAUGACCUCCACACUUUAUUUCCCAAUGUACACCUCAAUUCUCAUUAAAUUUUGUUAUUAGCACCAACUUGUAAAAUGUAUCCAUAUGACCUGAGAAACAAUAAGUGGACCAUCCACCGCUGUAGGCAAUGCAGAAGAACACAACUAAUCUGCAAAUAGCCUUUCAGAAAAAACAAAGCAGCAUGUUAUAUGAGAUAACAAGAAAUUCAGAAAUUUCUGGAGAAGGGUCCAGACCCAAAACGUCAGCUUUCCUGCUCCUCUGAUACUGCUUGGCCUGCUGUGUUCAUCCAGCUCUACACCUUGUUAUCUCAGAUUCUCCAGCAUCGGCAGUUCCUACUAUCUCUGAAGCAGCAUGUUAUGUUUUGUCCAAGAUUUGUGAGUUUCAGGGUGAUUCGGGAUGAGAGUAAGGGUAUUCUGGGGGAGGUGAAAUUUAGGUCAGAUGCUAAAAAAAAAAAUCCUUUACUACAGAAAGUAGUCAGCAGAUAGUAUAUGGUUUUAGUAAUAUGAUUGAGACAAUGCAAAUGGUUGAAAGGCCUUCUUUGUCUGAACCAAUCUGUGAUGUUGGCAUCCUUCAAAGUCCUACAUUUGUCAGGUUCAUUACAGCAUCAUUCGUUACAAGUGAAUGAGGCAUUAGCCAGUAAUGAAUAUUUCUAAACUAAAAGAGGACAUUCAAACCUUUAUCAAUGUCAAAGAAAACAAUAUCUCACUGUAGCGUGUUCUGAUGCAAAAGGAAAAUUCUAGUUUUGAUAUUUUAGUGAGACCUACUUCACACUUUUCAGAAUUCUUAAGAGAAAUAUUGGCAACAGUUGGGGGUUAAAUUUAUUAAUAGAAGAUGAAAGAAUAUCUGCUUCAAUCUUAUUUAACAUCUGCCUGCUAAAAACAUUCCUAGAAAUGAAAUUUUAGAGUCGUGUAAUUCUACAGUUUCAUUCAUGUUAUUAAGUAAGGAGUUGUUUAUUUUUUACUGAAAUAAACAGGAAUUUAAUUCCCAUUAAUAUGACUAAGAACUUCUAGAUGCUAAUUUCUUCACAAUUUUAGUUGUAUGAAAUAGCUUCAGGAUGAUUUUACAUGAAUAACUGUUACAAAAGGCUGAAGAUUGUACAGAAUGAUGCAAUAUAAAGUAACGAUAUUAUGGAUGAAAGUCAGGAGAACGUGAUUAAUUGACUGAGCAAGUGUUAUUUUUAAAAGUUUUUUAAAAUAUUCUUUUAAUUGUUGAUUUAAUAUUUUAAAUUCUGGUAGUUUCCUGUCACGAAUUUGAUUUUUAUCUUAGCUUUUACCCAUCAUUAAAUAUUAUCAUUAAGUUAACUAUUGUUAAGUGAUUAAGCUCCAGAGGUGCUAUGGUCUGUAUGUAAAUGAAGAAAACCCCCGUAGAUAAUCCCAAAUAUUAUGUUUAUUGAGAGUAUUUUUGGAGAAUCCUUGCUGAGGCAAAUAAUCAUCUGAAGAGUUGAAGCUUAUGGAAGCCAUUGGUAAGGGUUAGACAAAGGCAUUUCUACUUGCAAUGCCACAUGUACAAAUGUACCUAAUUAUUUGAAUCUAUGGAUGUUGGAUGAUGUCCUGCCAAAUCUGAAGGUGUUGCCAAUUAUUAUUGUUGGCUGUAUGUAUUGGCUACUUUUCAAGCAACUCCUUAAUCUGGCUUUAAUUAAGGCUACAAUCAGGUUAAAUUAAUUAUCAUAUUAAUUCCAUCAAAUGUUAUAGCUCUAAUUGUCUGAAUAUAUUAAGCAGUAAUUUCAGCUUUUCUCAUGUUCCAACUGAACAACAGAUUUACAAUUGCUUUCUAAUAUAACACAUUUUUCUUGGUUGGAACCUUUUUGCUGUGGAUAUUGAAUUAUUCACAAACAAAAUGUGCUACAUCAGUUGCCCUGUGCUCAGGUUAUAUUAGAACUUUAAGUGGGAAAUAGCAUGUUACUUAGUGGACUAAGUCUUAGCUUUCAGCAUUGCACGUUAAACUGGUAGGAGGAAAUUGAUGUCAGUAGAAGGUGAAAUUGGACAGGGGUGUACAUUAAGCCACCACUUUGUGACUGACACUGGAAGUUUUGCUUUUAUUAGUGACAGCAUUACUCUUAAGAUAUAUUGGAGAAAAACCUAACCAGUUUACAGUUUGUAUGGACCUAAUGAGCAUAUCAAAAAUAACACUUUUGGUGCCUUUGUUCAGAAUGACUGAUUUGAAAUCACAGCGACUACUAGCAGUCCCACUAUAAAAUUCUAAAUAACUUUCCAUAGCAUCAAAAGAAUGCUCAUGUUAAGUUGAGAACAUAUUUUCAAAAGGAAAAAUUACCAGAAUCCAUAGCUUUUGUUCCAAAAGUUAUAGUUUUCAAUUUCAAGCAACCUGUUUCUCAAAUGCCAAAUGAGCUAUUAUUUUCUUCGAUAGUUCAGAAACAAAGCCACUAGUGAGCAGACAAUGCAUUGAAUUUGGAACAGUUCCUUCAAGAAAAAAUGAUUUGAGCAAAAUUAAUGAAAUGUUCAUAUAAAAAGGCACUGUGCUGGUUUUCAGAUGUAAUAUUCCAAUAUAAAACCUCCCUUGAAAAAGAUAGUACUCUAGAUUGGGCAGCUUGGCAGUUGCAACAGUUGAGCUUCAGGUGACUAUUUAUUAAGAUCAUUUUAGAAUCACUGAUGAUUUUUGUUUAUGGCUUGAUUUCUCAUGUGUUGGUGAAGUUUGCUAACUCUGUGCCAGAAUGCUGAAUCAGGCAGUGGAGUGGUCAAGUCCAGCUCUCAGGUGAUGAUUCUAGAUGCAAUCCUAUCCUGUAGAUGUACUUUCCAAUUAUGGCACUGACAACUCACCUUCCCAGUUAAGUGAGGAAAUUGAUUAAUGGUUAAAGCACCAGAGACCCAAUGGGUAGCUGUGGGAAGAAAUUGAGUAAGGAAAUGGUCUUUCCUUUCCCCUGAAUAAAUACCACUAGAGCUAUGUUUAAAAAACUUUGGGUGACUGGAAAAGUUUGCUGAAAAAUGGUAAAUGCUCUGUCCAUCAAGUGUGAUUUGUGUACAAUGUAAUAUGUAUUCAGUGUUUUUCAGCAUGUCCUCAUAAUGUAAAAUAAUUGUAUUAUAUUUUUGUACUUUAGCUCAGUGUAAAUAAUGUUUCUUCAACAAAAAACAUAUG
Molecule: messenger RNA, 8146 nt
Organism: Rhincodon typus (whale shark)
Lineage: Eukaryota; Metazoa; Chordata; Chondrichthyes; Orectolobiformes; Rhincodontidae
Gene: sema5a
Product: sema domain, seven thrombospondin repeats (type 1 and type 1-like), transmembrane domain (TM) and short cytoplasmic domain, (semaphorin) 5A
Exons: 20
Coding region: 1-3069 (1022 amino acids)
Biological process (GO): axon guidance; negative regulation of axon extension involved in axon guidance; semaphorin-plexin signaling pathway
Molecular function (GO): semaphorin receptor binding; chemorepellent activity
Source: RefSeq, a predicted model, not a curated record